Messenger RNA from Diutina rugosa, 2094 nucleotides. RefSeq names its product exosome nuclease subunit (gene RRP6). Gene Ontology annotation, cellular component: nucleolus; nuclear exosome (RNase complex). Gene Ontology annotation, molecular function: 3'-5'-RNA exonuclease activity; nucleic acid binding; nucleotide binding. The transcript has a single exon. Gene Ontology annotation, biological process: exonucleolytic trimming to generate mature 3'-end of 5.8S rRNA from tricistronic rRNA transcript (SSU-rRNA, 5.8S rRNA, LSU-rRNA); nuclear polyadenylation-dependent snRNA catabolic process; nuclear polyadenylation-dependent rRNA catabolic process. Bases 1 to 2094 code for a protein of 697 amino acids. NCBI's taxonomy places the organism in Eukaryota, Fungi, Ascomycota, Pichiomycetes, Serinales, Debaryomycetaceae. The record is from RefSeq and is a predicted model, not a curated record.
AUGUCGGACUUCUCCCUGGCGCUCCCGCUGGUGGUGAAGGUGGUUCGUUCUGCUGUGGCUCUUGGCGCCCAGGACCCACUGUUUUACCGGUCAAUAGACAAGCUGGUGGGCACCGAGCUCGAUGUCACCACCUCGCGAUUGACCGAUAUCGCGACACAAUUGGGGCAAAACAUCAGCGGAGACAUCCAAGACGUGAUUGGUGACGACUGGAAGGUCACUCUGGAUGUGUUGGACCAGUUAUUUGAACGGUUAGACCGCCUGUUCGAUGAAAUCAGGGGUAAACGAGUGGUGGAAGAUAACGAUGUCCAGGCGCAAAUGAAUAUACCCAAGCCUCAGCUCAAAUUCACUGACCCGCUUGAUAACUUGGAACAAGAGCCAUUUAAGCCUCGUCUCACAUCCAAGCCGAACUCGUUGGUGCCCCUCGAGUUGGAGCUAAUUACUGACAAUCCGGAAGACCCGCCCCACUACGCUCAGCCAUACGCCUACGAGAUUGACCAUCAAACAUACCCUGAAACGGUGGUCUCUCCCAACCAACUUCCCGUGAUUGAACCUCAAGACUGGAACGAAACUGAAGCCAUUUGGGUCGAUGACGAAGAGACGUUAUUAAAGAUGGCCGACGAACUCGCCAACAGUGCCGAGAUCGCUGUCGAUUUGGAACACCAUGACACGCGUACCUAUUUCGGGAUUACGUGUUUGAUGCAAAUCUCCAAUCGUGACCACGAUUGGCUUAUCGAUACGCUUGCCCUUCGUUCUCAGUUGGGUAAAGUGUUGAAUCCUAUUUUCACUGAUCCCACCAUCGUUAAAGUGUUCCAUGGUGCGUUUAUGGAUAUCAUCUGGCUUCAGCGUGAUUUGGGUCUCUACGUGGUGUCGUUGUUUGACACGUUCCACGCCCUGAAACGAUUAGGCCUUACCAGAAACAGUUUGGCGUACUUGUUGGAACAUUACGCCAAGUUCUCUACCUCGAAAAAGUACCAGCUUGCCGACUGGAGAGUGAGACCGUUGCCGGCUCCCAUGGUCAACUACGCGCGAGCUGACACCCACUUCUUGCUCUACAUCUACGACCAGAUGCGAAAUAAGCUCGCCGAGAUUGAUGGCAUCGCUGGUGUGCUCCACGAACUGCGGCAGGUGGCCAAGCGCCGGUUUGAGUACCCUAAAUACAUGCCGCGCCUGGAGCAAGGGUCGAAGGGGGUGCUGCUGGGGACAAACACGCUGAACUUCAUCACUGACCCUGUCGAAUGGUUAUUGAUUCAAUUUAACCUUCCUCGAUACCGGCUUCCGGUGGUGCGAGCUCUUUACGAGUGGCGUGAUGCCAAAGCGAGAGCCGAUGAUGAGAGUCCUCGCCACAUUAUGCCCAACCAGUCGCUCGUGGCGCUUGCCAUGCUUGAAGCCCCCGUCAAGCUGCUGGACGUGUUAAAUCUGACGCGAUUCGUAUCUGAAGCCGUGAGAAUUAAUGCUCGUCAACUCGCCGAGCUUCUCAAUGACGUCAGCGCUCAGUUAGCCAAGUACGAUGAGGAAUUGGCUGGCCAAUAUAACGAUGGCAAACCGUCAUUGCUGAUCCCCGAAUUGGUCAAGGCGUCCGCCAACGUCUUUAACGACUUUGAAUUGCCUACUUCCAAUGACCUUUUGGUGGACGCACCUGCUGAUUUGGGCAGCGCGGUCCCUCCCGAAUUGAUCGAGAGACUCAAGUUCAUUCGCUCGAAGCUCGAAGUGAAGAAGAGUACUCCUGUACCGGCAGUGGUGGUGGAACUGGUGAAGCUCAAACAAGAGACUUUGGCCUCGACCACCCCCGAACCUACUUCAUCUAAGGAAGAGGAAGAAACUAAGGAAACCUCCACUGAACCCACUGAGUCUAAAGAAGAGGUCAUUGCUCUUCGAAACGUUAGAAGACAGAUCCACACUAAGAAGCGGGCCGAUACCGGCGAGGUGAUUGAUUUCGCGAACAAUAAGCUGGUGCUUGGAGCCGAGGACGUGCCUGAUAAUAAUACGAAGAAGCGGCGUCGGUUCAAGCCGGGCUCCAACGUCGAUGCCGGGCCCCAGGCCCCCAAAAAGCGGCGGCAAGAAGCCAAGGGGCGGUCGGGGGUGUUCCGCAAUUAA